CCAAUUUAAAACUUUUACAACAAAAAUACUCCACAGCUUAAGCCGUAUCCGAGGGAGGUGCUGUUUUCUUGCUUCGUCUUUCAGGGACCUUAUUAAUUUUUUUACAUAUAAACAAAUUGGUAUAACUGCGCUUUUACUUUUUUCUUAAAAAACUUUAAGCUUUUUAUCUUGUGCAGUACUCUGUUAUUACUACUUGUAUUGAUUUGUUGUGUGUUUAUGUAAUUAUGUUGCAGACUUGCAGGCUUGCAGCAUUGGCUUUGUCCUUGCAACGUUAUACUCAACUUUUGAAAGAAAGGUGAGUUCUUUCACUUUGUAUCAAUUGUUGUGGGAUACCUUGCGUUUUCAUUUGUUUUCCAUUCUUUGUGCUUUUUUAGAGAUCAAUUUUUUCAUUUUCUUUUUUCUCAGAAGUAGAGAACAAAAAGAAAGGUCAAUGGCAAUCAGAAUAGAGACGGCAGUUCAUUUGCCUGAAAGCUUGAUCAUAGAGGUUCUCUCAUGGCUGCCAGUAAAAGAACUGCUACAAUGCAAGAGUGUGAAUAAAACAUGGCAUGCUAUAAUAUCAAGUCCUUAUUUCAUAUCGAAACAUCUGAAAAACUAUUAUCAUAGAGGCAACAAUCAGGUUUGGAAUGGGUGUCUUCUAAUCCAGCGUUAUGUUGCUCAAGCUGAACUCCAGGUGUUUGAGUUGUCUCUGGAUCGAACUCCCCGAGUUUUAGCUGAUGAAGUGUUGUAUGGUGUUAGUGCAAUUAUUUGGCAACAUAUUUUGCAUUAAAGAGAGUUGAUCACAAAAGUUAAUGAGGCUUAAUGAUGGUUGUUGUAACGGAUUUGUGUUUAUUAUUGGAGUUAGCAACGAUAUUAAGGCAAGAGGUUACUUAUUUUGAGCUGGCUAGCAUUAAUGACGAGUUGUGAAACCGUCGGGUCCGAACCGUCAAGUCGAACCGUCAGUAACGGACAACUGGAGCUGGUGGAGCAUUCACAGGGCCCAAUGACAAUUAUUGUAACGUAUUUAUGUAUUAUUAGCCUCCUUAAUAUGAUAUUAAUUGUAAUUGACCGGCCUUUAUGACAGAUUUGAAUUCGUUAUAAAACGCGGCAAACCUAUCAGUAACGUAAAAAAUCAUCAUUAGGGCUUUAAUUACAUUUCCUAUAAAUAACAUAGCCUCAUUGUAAUCAGGGCAGCUGAAACAUUCGAAUAAUACACAAGUUUUCAUUCUUGUUCACUCUCUUGUCAUCUUCUUCUUUAUUCUUGUUCGAAGCCAAUUCUUCAUAUAAAUUUAUUUUUAAUUAGUUUUAGCCUAUCAAUAUUUUGCUUAAACAUAUGGCAUGCCUCAUUAUGGCUCAUUUAUCUACGGUCCUUGUGAUGGAAUAUAUUAUUUGUACCACAAUUACUUUGGUUGUCGGGCUUUGUGGAAUCCAGCUAUCAAUGAACUGAAGGUCUUGCCAGAAAUAGUUUCCAAGUAUUCCAUAGUUAGAGGCUAUCAGUAUGAAGUUUAUGGUUUUGGGCUGGAUCCUGCUACAAACGACGAUUAUAAGGUGGUUGUUAUCAAAGAGCGUUGUCUGGCUACCAAUGAUGAUGAUGAAAGUGAUUCCACGAGGCAACCCCAAUAUGUCCUGGUCUACUCCUUAAGGACAGAUUCUUGGAAAUACUGUGGAGAUCUUACUAAAUAUUACUGUUUGGAAAUGAAUAGAUGCUACAUUUAUGUGAAUGGAUGUUGCUAUUUGUACGGAGCGAACCAAUGUUAUUCAAAUGAAGUGAUCAUAUCUUUUGACAUGGCUAACGAUGCACAACCCAGUUCAAAUUGUCUAGGUGUGUGUGAUGAUUCUCCUGCCUUUUUGUGUCUUCAUGAGAAUGAGAAGUUUUGUGAUGUUUGGACAUGGGAUGAGGGGUUCUGUUGGACCAAAAAGUUAAGUGUGGGACCCUUCUUUGAUUGUUAUCAACCUCUUGGCAUAUGGAAGGGCAACAGGCUAAUACUCAAAAAAUCGGGUAAGGUAGUUGUAUUUGAUCUCGAGUCAGAAGAAGCAAGUGAGCGUGAGUUCCCAUGCCCUAUGUUUUGUGAAGGUUUUUUCGAGU
This is a messenger RNA of Cuscuta epithymum, 2062 nucleotides long. The record is from the annotation of a GenBank genome assembly. NCBI's taxonomy places the organism in Eukaryota, Viridiplantae, Streptophyta, Magnoliopsida, Solanales, Convolvulaceae.